This is a messenger RNA of Girardinichthys multiradiatus, 806 nucleotides long. RefSeq names its product ependymin-like. Gene Ontology annotation, biological process: cell-matrix adhesion. Lineage: Eukaryota; Metazoa; Chordata; Actinopteri; Cyprinodontiformes; Goodeidae. The record is from RefSeq and is a predicted model, not a curated record. Gene Ontology annotation, molecular function: calcium ion binding. Gene Ontology annotation, cellular component: lysosome; extracellular region. The transcript is spliced from 6 exons. Bases 53 to 685 code for a protein of 210 amino acids.
ACAGGCUCGUAUUUAAGGACUGCAGAGGAAAGUGGGUUUGCCAUCAGACAACAUGAGAGCUCUUGCACUGCUUGUGUGCCUGUCGGUGGGCUGCCUUGCUCAGAGACCCCAACCAUGCUCAUCCCCACCUCUCAUGUCUGGAGGCCUUUCUGUGUCCACUCAAAGUGAGAAUCUUGUAGCCUUUGCGAAGUACACCUAUGAUGGCCUGGGAAGGCGGAUCCGCCUCAGCGACUUUGGAUUUUAUGACAACAAAACCUUCCAUCUGGACGUGCUUCUGCUUUACAACCAGGGGGUUAUGUACAAGAUAAACAACAGAGAUCAAACAUGCCUGAAGAGGCGUCUGAAUACAGACUUCAUCCCGCUGGCCAUUCCGAAGGAUGCUUCCCAUGUGGGUCAGGUUGUGCUGGGCAGCUCUUCAGUACCAGGAGACGGAAUCUUGGUCAACACCUGGACUGGGGCGCUGCAGACGAAGAAGGGAAUAGCAAAGUAUGUGAGCACCGUUACAGAGUUUGGAUGCAUUCCUGUCAGCACCCUGUUUAGCACAAACAGAAAAGGAUGGGUGGUGGUCAGCUUCUUCAACAACAUCAUCGGACUGGCAGACCCCCAAGAUCUCACCCCGCCACCGUUCUGCAGCACUGCCCGCCCAGAGGAAGAGGACCAAGAGACCCCCACACUGUUUUUCUAGCUUCUUUUAAAAUAAACUCUUUCCAGAAACGCACUGCAACAUGCUUAUGACUAUUCUACUACAUCUAACUUCAGCACUUCUAAACCCAUUUAAACUGAAUAAAAUCAAUGUUGUGAUUUCA